Molecule: messenger RNA, 3624 nt
Organism: Aethina tumida (small hive beetle)
Lineage: Eukaryota; Metazoa; Arthropoda; Insecta; Coleoptera; Nitidulidae
Exons: 6
Coding region: 315-2468 (717 amino acids)
Source: RefSeq, a predicted model, not a curated record
ACAGACACGUUUGCCCGUGUGCACCAAGUGCCCCGAACGCUACGCCGUUUUGCUGUCGCUGGCGAUCGUCGCGCGUUUCCCAAACGAGAUUUCAGUCAGUCGGUUUAACCAGCCGAGCGUCGAUAUACAGCCGCGUACUACCAGGCAAUCGGUAUUACUGGUUUGGUGGUGUUUUCGCCGUGCAUUUUUGUGUGCUCUCGUUUCGGUCGGUGCUGUGACACGGCGUCGAAGUUAUCUUAUUUGUGGCGGUGACCGGUGAUUGGGAUUAAAAUUUGAUUUUUCUCAUAUCGAGUAACUGAAGGUAUUGAAGGAAAAUGGGAGCAAGGCAGUCGAAACGAUCGGUUGACAUCACAACAACGCCGAAGAAAGAGGGCGAGGCAGUAGUGGAAGGCGAAGGAAAACUGGAAAAGAUCGGCGACUUGGACACCAAAGUAACAACAAAUGGAGUUGGACCACAUGCGGACAUCCCCGAUGCGGAUAAGGAUGAAGAGGCGGCGGUAGAGACGGAGGCGACGCCCAAAGAGGAGGCGGCCGCCAAGGAGGAGAUCAAAGAGAACGGCGUGUCCGAGUCCGAGGAACCAAAGACGCCGGAAGCCGAGGCCAAGGAAACGGCCGGCGGCGACCAGCCGAUGGAAUCGUCGGUCGAAAAGACCCCCGAAGGCGGCGACAACAAAAUCGAGGAGACGCCCGACAGCAAGAAGAAGGACAAGAGCAAAAAGAAGAAGUGGUCCUUCCGGAGCAUAUCGUUCUCCAAGAAGGACAAGUCCAAGCCGAACAAGGACGCCGACAAGAACGGCGACGUCAAGGAGGUGGCCGAAGAGAAUGCUGAAGAAACUGUUGCAUCUCCAACUGUGGAGUCUCCCAAAGGUGAGGAGCCUAAAAGCCCCGAAACCGCAGAGGCCGCCCCAGUAACCAACGGCGACGCCUCGGCCGAAGAGCUGGCCAAGCCCGAGGAACCCAAGGAGGAGGCCAAUGCCGAAGAACCGGCCAAGCCCGCCGAGGAACCGAAAGCCGAAGAACCCGCCCCCGUCGAAGAAAAAGCCGAGGCCCCCGCCGCCGCUGAACCAGUAAAGGAAGAGGAACCGGCGGCCGCACCAGCGCCCGAGGAACCGAAAGCCGAAGAACCGCCCAAGGUGGAAGAGCCGGCGGCGCCCGCAGCCGAACCCGUCGUCGAACAACCCGUUGUCGAGGAAAGCAAAGAGGUGCGUAACGAGGAAGUCCCACCUCCUCUACCCUCCUCUAACCCUCCCUCCCCGGUGACGGUAUUCGCAGAAUCCACUAAAGACGAAACCUUACCCGAACCAGUCGUUGAAUCCGUUGUCUCCGAACCCACAGUGGUUGAACGCGUUGAGUCGGUACCGCAGGCGGCUGUCCCUCCCGUCGAACCUGUUUCCGAACCCGAUGUUGUUCCCGAGGUAUCGGAAACAAAAGUAGACCCUCCGGCACCGGAACCUGUUGUCGAAAUUGAAACUGUUGCCGAAACUGAAACACAACCUGAGCCCGAAAAACAACCUGAGCCUGAGCAACAACCUGAGCCUGAGACUCAAGCUGAGCCCGAGAAACAAUCAGAACCCGAGAAACAAUCGGAGUGCGAGAAACAGCUCGAGCCUGAAGUGAUCCCUGAGCCCGAGAAACAGCUCGAGCCCGAAGUGAUUUCGGAACCCGGAAAAAUUUCCGAACCAGAAGUAGUUUCGGAGCCAGAAAAAGUACCAGAGCCAGAACAAGUUCCUGAAAUUCAGGAACCAAAGACAGAACUCGCCCCAGUUGAAGCGGCCCAGUCGGACUCCGAACCCAAAGAAUCGGAAUCGUCCGAAUCGUAUUUGUUGGAAAGUUCCGAAUCAACUGAAGUCCAGCCCGUCCAGAGCUCAGAGACAUUAUCACUGAAGGAGGAACCGUCCGAGUCCUCCGAACCGGUGCCAGAACCCGUCAAAGAAGAACCCCUGUCCGAUCCUGCCGAGCUCCCAUCACCUCCACCACCCGUUUCCUCAGAAUCUCCCGAACCGGUCUCCCUGCCACCGCCCUCUGAACCGACCUCCGAACCAUUGCCCGAACCCGUAUCAGAACCCGUAGCAAAUGCCGAUUCGUUACCGGACAUUUCGACCGAAUCACUGCCGUCUCUGCCCGAACCGGUGUCGGAAUCACUCCCCGAGCCAAUGUCAUUGCCACCAGUCGAUAUCGCUCCCGAACCAAUUGCAAACGAAUCGCUUCCCGAACCACCCCCAGAACCCGUCUCUCCCCCGCCCCCAGUCGCCACAGAGAGCGCCGCCCUCACGAACGGAACGACCAAUGGAAUUCAUACGCCGGAGACGGAGACGGCCACCAAUGGAGAGGUGAUUCAGCCUUCGCCCGUCAAAGAGGGACCACUCAAACAGGUUCCAAUCCAAAGUGAUAACGAAGUGCGACAGGACGGUGCUGAAAAGAUCAGCGAAGCAGUAGCAGAGCCAACUCCCGCUACAGCCGAAGAAUAAAUGUCAACAAUGAGUUAUUUCCUUAUACAUAUAUUAUAUGGACUUUUAUUACAAGUUAUAAUGAAACAAAAAAGUAAACGGAUCAUUCCUCUGGCAGUGAGACCGUUCGUCGACCAAAAAGAAGAAAUCCUCAACUGCCAUUUAAAUUAGAAUGUCCACACAACACAAAGUAAAAAGGGAAAGUUGAAAAAAAAAAACGUUUUAAUACUCUUCUACGAAAUAUUUUAUAACUUUAGUGGAAAUUUUUUGGACAAUUUUUUAUAUGUCGUUGAUGACCUUUUAUCAUACACAACUGUAAAAUAAAAAAAGGUAGUGUAGAAUUAGCAUUUAGAUGAGUCCUAUUGUUAAACCUCAUUUAAAUCUAUUGUAAUCCAUCACACCAUGUUAAAAUCAAAUUACUUUCUGAUUAUUUGUAUCGUACCCUGUAAUUAUAUAUUUUUUAUUUCUAAUAUUUAGCUUUUUAGAUUAGUUACAUAUCUAUGAAAUUUUAUAUUAAAAAAGUGUAAUAGUUUCAUUGUAAAUCUUUUGCUUUAAAAGCGCAAAUAACUGUUACAUAUUUUUAACAUGCAGUGUAUAUUUGUGUGCCCAAACACUUCUGCACGGCGUAAAAUUCAGUCGCGUCUUAUAAACUGCACUGCAUGCAGACAGCUGAUAUGGAACAUUAUGUAAAAAAAAUAUGGAGAUUUUUAAAUUAUAAACGUGUAGAUUAGCAAUCGGCUGUCGAUUCUUUACGUAGUAUACGGUGUGCUUUUUUGUAUUUUAACUGCCUAGGCAGCUGACGCACGUUGUUCAGUCAUUAUUUAUCCUAUUUUAAGGUAAACAGUGACCGACCAAUGCGUUAAUUUAUUUUAAAUGUAUAGUUGGUUCAAAAUUGAAUUUGUACAUUAUUUACAACGAAAUUUAACUUUAUCCUUGUUUUGGUGUCUCAAAAUUUUAAUAUGUUAGCAUAGUUUUUAAGUAAAGAAUUUAGUUUUGAUUUUACCAACUUGAAACUAUAUUCUCCCACUUUUUAAUCCAAAAACGGCUCUUUGAUAUCUCGCUAGUUCACUCACCGAAGUAUCAAAAAGGCUGUGUCUAGGUAAAUAAAGAAACAGAAACUCCAUGUAUGUGUGAAUGUGUUUAUAAUAUAAAUAUAUAAUUAGGAUGUUUCCUAUUA